AUGUCCGGUCGGACGAUGCCCUUCCAGUUCCACACGCGCCGACCUUCGGCCGUGGUUCGCCAGUCCGGCCCGGGGAGAUCGACCCUGCACGUCGACUUGGCCGCCGGCGGGGGCGCAACCACAGCGGCAGCAGGAGCAGCAGCGGGCGGCGCCGGCAGGGGCACGGGGGGCGGCGGUUGGAGGGGGAGGAGGGGAUGGUGGGGGUCCAGCCGCCGGCUUCCGGACUUCCUCGAGUUUUGGGGCUUUGCGGCGGCGGUUCCCGAGGACGAGAGAUUGCGGAGGGAACGCGAGCGUCGUGAGCGUAGUCAUCGCCGCCGUGGACUCGCUGGGUCGUGCGUGCGGUCGCCGGAGUUUUCGAUCUUCGUCCUGGGGCUGGCCGCGCUGCUGGCCUUCAUCGUGUUCAUCUGCGACAUGAUCACCGGCAGGAGGUUGAGGCCGACUUCGGUCCUGGUCUUCGUCGCGGCGGGCACCUACUGCCUCGCCCUCAUCAAGCAGCAGCGGGACCUCGCAGCCUCGGAGCAAGCGCUCGUGAUCGAAAUCAUGGACGGCUCGGCGACCAGCUCUUCUCGGCGGGUGAUAAGCAAAGAGGACCGGCGAAACCUGUUUGACUACUUCACGUUCCGACGGUCUUCCUCCACCAACAAGGGGGUUUGGACAGCGGCGACGGCGACUCAAACAGAUAAAGAUGCCGAGGUGAGCGCCAUGGAGCAGGGGACGGCUGCGCCUACGGCGGCGGCGGCAGCGACGGCGGCAGCGGCGGAUGACGAUGGCGAGGUCAGCGGCGGCGGAGACACGAGCGACCGCGAGGAUGAAGCUGGGUCACCGAGGCCUUGUUCUUUGCCGUCGCCUUUGGGGCUUUCCGCGCCGACCCGUGGGCCGCGGGGGGCAGGUUCUGAUACCGCUGCGCCCCCUUCUCCGGAGCAGCCACUCGCCACUCCGCCGGUGUCGCCCUCGGCUCUGGCGCUGGCGGGCACCCUGCAAGGGGAGGGAGCGGCGGCGGCGGUCGGUGGUGUUGCUGACGACGGGACGGCGGAGGUUCUUGGGGGGGUUGAGGUGGUGGGAGUUUCGGGGAAGGAGGAGGGGGGAGGGGUGAUGAUGCUGGCGCCGUCGUCGGGAGCGGCGGCGGGAUUGUCUCCGUUAUUUUCUGUGGCUUUGGGUCGUGACGAGGGAGAAAGCGCGAUCAGGGGAAGCUGCUGCGGUGGUGGCGUCGCUGACAGCGAUGAAAGCGGCGAGGGGGGGUCUGGCAGCAAGCCUUCCGUGGCGGGGCCUGAAAAGCGGCCGCCGCCGGAGGGAGAGGAGUUCGAUGAUAAGGAGGUCCCCGAGAGAGGAAUGACCGGAGGACUUUCCGAGCUGUGGUCUUCGGGCGAGUCGUGCAUCAUAUGCUUCGGGGAAUACGCCGAGGGUGACGUCUUGUGCCGGCUGCCCUGUCGUCACACGUACCACGCAGAGUGCAUCGACGCCUGGUUGGAUGGCCCCGGCCACUCCUGGUGCCCCCUGUGCAAGUCCAGCCUCCUGCCCCCGUCGGAGCCUCGAAACGGCUCCGACAACGACGAGAUCGGCGGCGCCGGUGGCACCAACGCUACCACCACAAGCGCCGACAGCAAUGCCGAAUGGUUAGGCUCCUCCGCCCCCGCCGCCGGCGCAGCAACCGUCGGCGACGAAGCCGUGUGAAUACACCUUGGCUUUCCCGCGCUAGGCGGCACACCCUUUGCAUGUGCAGCUACAAUAGCUGUGGAUUGCGGGGGGCUGCAGGAUGAGUAAUUUAACAAGGCAAAGGUUUGCCGGGGGCGAUUAGCGGGGUGUUCCGCCAUGUUUCCUUGGCGUUUUGGUCGAUGCUGCUGCGCAUAGAGGGCGAGAGGGACUUGGGAGUUGCGAUGUGCCACGUUCUCCCGUUUUUUGUUGCUUGUUUUGGAGGCGGUUUUGGCUGAUGCAGCCCAUGGAGGGUGUCAAGAUGGCUUGGAGUUGCGAUGUGCUAUGCAUACAUACUUUCAUCCCAUGUUUUGUUGCUUGUUUUGGAGGGUAACUUUACAGUUUUGGGCCGAUGCAGCUCAUUGAGGAUGUCCAGGGACUUGUGGGGAGUUGCUAUGUGCCACCUUCACCUUUCUAGUUGCUGGUUGUCCGUUUUGGAGGUAUUCAGUUAUUGAUUGUUCACGGGCUGGUGAUGAAAACUAUCACUUUUUUUGCACCGUGUUUUGUCCGUGUUGCGGCUGCGGCGAAGGAGGUACUGCUGUAACGCGGCGGGUUGGGGGGGGCAUAGCCUUUUGGCCACGGGUGCCAGUGCUAUGUAAAUACUAUUUCAGUGCAGGUGCCGGAAUAAAGCGGUCGCCCUAUGUAUGGCGGGUGAAAUUGGCUGGCAUUGACGGAAGAAUCAAGUUAUUCGACACGUUGAAUAACGCGGCUGCCCCAUAUGCAUAUGAGGCGGUCAUUGUCAGCUGCCCCACCUCCGCCGUUUUGGAGGGGGACCCCACUGUAGUCAAUAUUAUGUAAUACUGUUCAUGUUAGACGUGAUGUCUAGUCGUUUAUUCGGAUAUGUAUGGAUCGUCGUUUGGACCGGUUGAAGGCCGGCCCUUGGCAUAUGUAUGUUUCUAUUUUUUUUUUCCCGUAUUUAGGGUGAACAGGCGGGAAGUCCUACUUGUUGUUGCCCUCAUUCACCGAGUGUUGGUUUCUUUUUGCAAACUACUACUGUAGUGUAGCCUAGUACAGGAUACCGCUCAUAGUCAAUCGUGUGACGGUGGGAUCCUUCAAUGCUUCUGCGAUUUACUUCAAAGUAGCAGUCCAUGACAACAGGAUACCGCUACUACGAUAAUUGUUCGUGUGAGGGUACUGUAUAGGAUUUUUCGGCUUCGACGGAGGAUGACGUCUUUCACUAACUUCACUAACUGUUUUAGUCUAAAAUUUAUUGCAGGAUACCACUGCUACAUGUUUGAGUGAGGGAUGGAGUUUUUUGGCUUGUUCGAGGAGGGAGGAUUGAUGUCGCAGGGAAUCCGCGCUGUUGCCUUUUUAACGGCCGUGUUUGUGUCUGCAUUCUGCGGCCCGCUUCAUCUCGGCGGCGAUUUACCUUUUUUGCACGUGAUUGCAUCGCGUAAAAAUGUGGUCCGGUUUUUUCCCGGAUUGUUGCUGCCGAGAUGCUCGCUGAAUCUGAUCGUGCUGAGUUUUUUGGGGUUUGGGCUGUGGUGGAUGAUGUUUCGGUUUGUGGUGUUGCCGACGCGGGGUGCAACGUGCCAAUGGCUACCCAUGAACGUCGGCGGAAAAUUCGCCUUCUUCGCUGCCGGGUUAACGUUGUCUGUCGGGUCUAUCUGGUUACGGAAUACCGUGGAUUGUUUAUUCGACGCCACUAGACUAGUUCAUUCAGAGAUGGCUCCAUGGCGGGUAACUUUGUCCGUCGGGUGCAUCUAUAACGGGAUACACAACCGUGGGUUGAUAUGUAUAAGGUAUGUACAAAAGCGUGAUAAUUGUUGAUUCUUUUUGCGAGUCGCGUCAUCGGGUGAGCGCACGCACGGCAGGACGUACCGCGUACAUUUGGGGGACAUUGUUUUGUGUUAGUGCUGGUGCCCGAAAUACUACUGCCGGUUUAUUCGGCGGCCGCACACACUGAAUUGCUAAGUGAUUCAGUCAUUCCUGUGCUGUGAAUAUGGCCGGUGUAGUGCCGCCGUCAGCUCUCUGGGAACCGGCAUUAUACAGCCCCCCCCCCACUGUAUUGAUUGUUGAUGCGCAUCUCCUACUGUGCCGAGAGAGAAGUUGUAGCACAGUGCUUGCCGGCCCCUUGGUAGAACCAACCGUGUCGUGAUACGGGGUAGCCCCCCCCCGAGAGGGUCACCAAGGUUUUAAACCGGCAGCGGGUCCAUUUUUUUUUUUUUCAUUCUUGAAAGGUUGUACAUAGUCCUCGUUGGGUAAGCAGUUGGCUUUGGCUUGUGAUGACGGAAGGCGUUUGCGUCAGUUGGACCAGUACGGGAAUUCUGAGCAGAGACCGAACGGGUUUUAGUGUGAAGACAACAACUACAACGACAGCCCAAGGCGCUUUGCGGAUGGACUCCUUGAGGUUUUGCUUUCAAGAUAAACCGCGGCAGGGGUAGAUUCAAGCACCAACUCGGAGGAGGAUUGCUUAAGAGGUACUGUAUUUUCUCCUCUUGCGAGUGCUCUUGAUGCGGGGACAUCGUAACAGGGGCUGCAAUUGGUCGUCGCGUGCGGGAUGUUCACUAUUUAGCAAACCGCUGCUUCAGUUUGCGUCGCCAGUUUCAGAACCUCCUAUUUUAACCGAGGCUCGUUCUUGUCUUCUUGUGUGUAUGUGGUCUUCUUAUUUUCUCUCGUAUGAUAGGGGUAUCCCCAAAAGCGGCUAACAGGCUCAAGUGCAUUUCACGAUUUUUGACUUGACGGAGCAGCCGUUCGUAAGGCCAAGUUCUCAAGUGCGGGGCACCAACUGUCGGGAUCUGCGAUUGGUACGGUAUAUUUUUGUCCUUCGACGUUGGUAUCGAGGCGUAUGUACGUGUUUGCUGUCUCUCUCUUCGCGCCCCCUCCAUCUCUGCUUCUCGUUAUAUCACACUCUGGGGGUAUUUUUUUUUGGUCUGGUGAUCUGUUGCGAGCAACAAAAAAUGCUAAUGGGCUUGCUUAUGUUU
This is a messenger RNA of Ectocarpus siliculosus, 4613 nucleotides long. The record is from the annotation of a GenBank genome assembly. Lineage: Eukaryota; Phaeophyceae; Ectocarpales; Ectocarpaceae.